Molecule: messenger RNA, 1699 nt
Organism: Sclerotinia trifoliorum
Lineage: Eukaryota; Fungi; Ascomycota; Leotiomycetes; Helotiales; Sclerotiniaceae
Source: the annotation of a GenBank genome assembly
CAAAUCAAAUAUAACAACUUUACAAACUUUGAAAAUUCCUAUUAUAUUUAUUAUUUAUACUCUUUCUUAUAUCACUUUAUUUAUUUUGAGAUUCACUGACCUCAUCUUGUUUCUAUCUCCCAUCCACCUUCCUCGCAAACUACAACAAUUCGAACAAUCUACAGACUCAAAUUACAAUAUCUAACUUCUUACAUUUCUCACAUUCUUACAUUUACUUAUCAAAUCAUGCCUUCUCAGUGGGACCAUACGGCUGACAAGGAUUUGUUGUUGGCUAUCAUUGAAGGGAACAAUUUAAAGACCAUUGAAUGGCCUGCGAUUUCUGAAAGACUUCAGAAGAAAGGUUAUUCCUUCACCAAGGAGGCUUGCCGGUGCGUACAAGACUUUCAUUUUCUGGAAUCCAUUUCUUUGCCUCUUCUUCUCAGUCCUUAUAUAUUCCUUUGGAAAUAUCAACCUCCUUGGUCUUCAUAUUGCCUUUGAUGAUCGUCUCCAAUAAAGAGGUGGUUUUUCAAGAUUGAGAUCUAAGUAAUUAUUUUUCUGGUAUACACUACAAUAAAUCAGUAUUUUUCAUUCUUCUCUCUGAUGUAAUAUUAUCAUUCGCCAGUCGCUGUCGCAUUUUCCCAGGUCGUUAGAAUUACAAUCAUUACCUUCCUCAUGUCUUAAUCAUCACCGCUAUCAAAGCUUGCUUGCUCGACAACUAAGUGAACAAUAUACAGACAACACUUCCAGAAAAUCAAAAAAGAAUCUCGCACCGGCUCACCUUCCGCGUCCACCAGUACCACUCCUGCCGCCACUCCUGCCAAGAAACGUAAAGCCAAGGCCUCUUCUUACGAGGACGAGGCUGAAAACGAUGACGAUGAAACGCCCACGAAGAUACCAUCCAAACGUGUCAAGAAGGAAAAUGGUAAUCAAACAGCUACUCAAGUCGGAGUCGAGGUUGAGGAAUAGGUGUGUUCAAUGACAAUCAGUAUGUACUAUAUGCCUCCAUCAGUUGGCGUAGGCGACAGACCGUUGCGUGGCAAAAAGAGGAACAUGAUACUGAUGAUUAAGUAGCCAACGAUGGCUAGCGUUGGGCGCAUUUUCUUGCUCCACUGAUUAUUAAAUGCUGAUCGGAGUGGAGGCCAUUGGUGUGUACAGAUUUGACACUGAGAACGAGCACCAUGGUGGAGGCGAAUACUGGUCUAGCAUCAGCUCACUUGGUUCCAAUUAGUUGAGACUUCCUUGCAUUGACGAAAGACGUUGAAGGGGGCACUCUUUCGGCAAAUCAUAUUUAUUUCCCCAAUAUGGCAGUACACAACGAUCUCAUCACUCCUUUGUGUCGUAAAUUCUUUGCCAUAACAAUAUAAUUCCAGCAUCUUGUAGGACUCUGUUUCCAUCUCUUUCUGAAUGAUGAAGGUGUCCGCUUCAGUGACCACAAAUGCUUAGUUGCCUCGUCUUCGCCUAGCCUUCUCCAAAUUCUGCCUCAAGUAGUUGAAAAAUGACGUCUCACAUCGACACACAUCAUGUAGUUGCGGCCUAUCCUUGCUAAACAACCUCUGGCCGCAAAUCACUCUGUGCAAUACUUCAAAACGGCUUCCACGUUGCUCGGCUGGAUUCAAUAGUAAGACUUACUACUACACAGUGCCUCGUAUUUUGAGCAUUAAAUGACACUUCCUCGUUAUACCGCUUGCUCAAAGAUACUUGAGAGCAUUCUCUGCUAUUU